AUGUUGUCACCCCGUGCCAUAUCCCUCUUCGUUAUGAUGGUAGUGUCCUACGAGGAGGCCUCCACGUGCUAUCACAACUUCUUCACCUUUGCUCGCCAGAGGUUCGCAGAUAACCCCUGCCUGGGCACUCGAACCGGUGAUGGAUUCUCCUGGGAGAGCUACGAGCUCACGGCACGCCGAGCCUCCGACUUUGGUGCGGGGCUGGUGUACCUGGGGCUGAAGCCCGGCGACAGGUUCGGCAUCUAUAGCGUGAACAACGCGGAGUGGGUGCUGGCGGAGCUGGGAGGGUACUGCUACGGACUUGUCAACGUGUCACUUUACGCCACACUGGGGCAGGAGGCGGUGAACCACGUGGUGAAUCACUCCGAGAUGGUGGCUGUGGUGUGCAGCGUGGAGACCCUCUCAUCUCUCUACAAGGCGCUGCCAUCAGCCCCGGCAGUGAAGACAGUGAUAUACAUGCAGGGGGGCGGGCAGGCACCCAGCGACGCGGACAGGCAGGCAGCAGAGGAUGCGGGCGUGAAGCUGAUUCCGUUCUCGCAGGUGGAGGAGUGGGGCGCGCAGAACCCCCAGGAGCACACCCCCCCCAAGCCUGAAGACCUGGCUGUGCUCAUGUACACGUCUGGCACCACUGUGAGUGGCAAUGGCACCACUGUGAGUGGCAAUGGCACCACUGUGAGUGGCAAUGGCACCACUGUGAGUGGCGAUGGCACCACUGUGAGUGGCAAUGGCACCACUGUGGUGAGAGGCAUGUUCUUCAUAGCCAUCCCCUUCAUAGCUGCGCCCUCCCAGGAGCGAGGGAGAGCAAAGGAGUAUGUCCUGGAUGAGCUGGUGAAGCGCGCCAAGGCAACGAGCAUGAAGGGCUUUGAGGUGGUGCGGGGCGUGACCCUGGAGGCCGAGGCCUUCACCACGGACAACGACCUCAUGACGCCCUCCUUCAAGCUCAAGCGCCCCAAGCUCAAGUCCUUCACCACGGACAACGACCUCAUGACUCCCUCCUUCAAGCUCAAGCGCCCCAAGCUCAAGGUGGGUGCGAGUUGGGCACUGAGGUUAGUGCUGCCCUUUGAGACGCGGAGCUGCUGGGUCAAGGGGAUGCAUGGCUCAAAGGUGGCCUUCUCCACUGAGAACGACCUCAUAACUCCUCCCUUCAACCUCAAGCGCCCCAAGCUCAAGGUGGGUGCUGCUGAGAUGUAG
This is a messenger RNA of Closterium sp. Naga37s-1, 1191 nucleotides long. NCBI's taxonomy places the organism in Eukaryota, Viridiplantae, Streptophyta, Zygnematophyceae, Desmidiales, Closteriaceae. The record is from the annotation of a GenBank genome assembly.